This is a messenger RNA of Loa loa (African eye worm), 960 nucleotides long. RefSeq lists its product as hypothetical. Lineage: Eukaryota; Metazoa; Nematoda; Chromadorea; Rhabditida; Onchocercidae. Bases 39 to 902 code for a protein of 287 amino acids. Gene Ontology annotation, biological process: cilium assembly; regulation of protein localization. The transcript is spliced from 5 exons. The record is from RefSeq and is a predicted model, not a curated record. Gene Ontology annotation, cellular component: ciliary membrane; ciliary transition zone.
AGCCCUGUACAUGGAAAUAUAAAGCUUCAAAAUGCUCAAUGGCAUAUUGUUGCAGCAUUGCCCUUUCUACCUUUACAUUAUUGUUCACACUAUUCGUUGCAUUCACAGCACAGGGUUUUUGGAAAAAAUUCAGCGAAUAUCGAGAACAAGCAACAGUUUUUUACAAACAACGAUUCAUUAUUUUGCUGAAAGGCGAAGUGCCAAACAGUUACUACGUAUGGAGUUCGUAUCCAUUGCUUAAUCAUGCUGAAGAAACACAUGUACGAAUAGCGGUACUUGAAGAAUAUGAAAGCGAUUUUAAUGAUGACGGAAAACCUGAUCUGAUCGAAUUAAAUGUCACAUUUCCUAUUGAAGAAAAGGAUAAAAUCUAUGGAGUUUUUUAUAUGUUUUUAUUUGAUUAUCAACUUGAUCAAAGGUCGCGCUUUUCGAUGGAAACCGCAGUGCUUGAUGAUUUGGAGCAUGUGACUGCGUCAUCAUCGUUAACAGUUUCUGGUGAUCUUUGGUUGGAUCAAGCGACUCCAUUCUGGAGCAGUGGCCGGGAUCCAGAUCAUGGAGGGGCUCUGAUCAAUGAAUCCAGUUUAGAUUUAGCUCAGUAUAAUCCUGUCGCAAUUGUUUCACGUAAUUCUUUUAGGAAUUUCACAACAACUUUGAAAAGGCAGUCAAUUGCAUGGACGCCUAAACGAGCCAGCAACAAUAAUUUUAUACUACAUCUAUCGAUACGGAUCCUUGAACAACAGCUAUUUUACCGAACAGGUCUACUGGAACUCUUGAAAUGGGCAUGGAUUCAAUAUUUUGCCUGUUUCAUUAUCGUUCAUUAUUUUGUUAACAAAUUACGACAGUUUUUGUUUGAAAACCAGGUCUUCAGUACGAUCAUUGUCCGACGAAAUCACUUUGAUGAAUAGGAGGGAUAGUGAGGAUUGGCGAUGACAAAGAGAAAGAUUAGAUAAAAGAGGAAGGGCA